This is a messenger RNA of Sinocyclocheilus grahami, 2841 nucleotides long. RefSeq names its product crooked neck-like protein 1. The transcript is spliced from 14 exons. Gene Ontology annotation, molecular function: protein binding. The record is from RefSeq and is a predicted model, not a curated record. Bases 140 to 2410 code for a protein of 756 amino acids. NCBI's taxonomy places the organism in Eukaryota, Metazoa, Chordata, Actinopteri, Cypriniformes, Cyprinidae. Gene Ontology annotation, biological process: mRNA splicing, via spliceosome; spliceosomal complex assembly. Gene Ontology annotation, cellular component: U2-type catalytic step 2 spliceosome; precatalytic spliceosome; post-mRNA release spliceosomal complex.
UUACCGCGCGUCACGGCAAACGCGACGCGCGACACAAGGCAUUGAAACGUCGCUAAAGUUUUAGCGGCUUAUCGAAGUUUAAAAACGUUAAGAAAUACGCACAGUUGCCUUAUAAUAAAGUGACAGGAGCGUAAUAAUCAUGGCGUCCACCGCGGCGGGUAAACAGAGAAUCCCGAAAGUGGCAAAGGUGAAGAACAAAGCCCCAGCAGAGGUGCAGAUCACCGCAGAGCAGCUGCUUAGAGAGGCAAAGGAGAGAGAGCUAGAGCUGCUGCCUCCUCCACCCAAACAGAAGAUCACUGAUGCAGAAGAGCUCAACGACUAUAAACUGAAGAAGAGGAAGGGGUUUGAAGACAACAUCAGGAAGAACAGAACUGUCAUCAGCAACUGGAUCAAGUACGCACAAUGGGAGGAGAGCCUGAAGGAAGUCCAGAGAGCUCGCUCUAUAUACGAGCGUGCGCUCGACGUGGAUCACCGCAACAUCACGCUGUGGCUGAAGUAUGCAGAGAUGGAGAUGAAGAACCGGCAGGUGAAUCACGCUCGCAACAUCUGGGACCGGGCCAUCACCAUCCUUCCCCGUGUCAAUCAGUUCUGGUACAAGUACACCUAUAUGGAGGAGAUGCUGGGGAACAUUGCUGGCUGCAGGCAGGUGUUUGAGCGCUGGAUGGAGUGGGAGCCAGAGGAACAGGCCUGGCAUUCGUACAUCAACUUUGAGCUGCGCUAUAAGGAAGUGGACAAGUCCCGCAGCAUCUAUGAGAACUUCGUGAUGGUCCAUCCCGAAGUGAAGAACUGGAUCAAGUACGCUCACUUCGAAGAGAAGCACGGCUACAUCGCUCGGGCGAGGAAGGUGUUCGAGAGAGCUGUAGAGUUUUUUGGUGAGGAGUAUAUCAGCGAGAACCUCUCCGUGGCUUUUGCCAGAUUCGAGGAGAAGCAGAAAGAGUUUGAGAGAGUUCGUGUCAUCUAUAAAUACGCUUUGGACAGAAUCCCCAAGCAACAGGCCCAGGAGCUGUUUAAGAACUACACCGUGUUUGAGAAGCGGUUUGGAGACAGGAGAGGAAUCGAGGAUGUGAUCGUCAGCAAAAGGAGGUUUCAGUAUGAAGAGGAAGUCAAGGCAAGCCCACACAAUUAUGAUGCAUGGUUUGAUUACCUGCGGCUGGUGGAGAGUGACACCGAUGCAGACACGGUUAGAGAAGUGUACGAGAGAGCCAUAGCCAACAUACCCCCCAUCCAAGAAAAGAGACACUGGAGACGCUACAUCUACCUGUGGAUUGACUACGCUCUCUAUGAGGAGCUGGAGGUCAAGGACCCUGAGAGAACGAGGCAGGUGUAUCAAGCGUGUCUGGAGCUUAUACCACACAAAAAGUUUACAUUUGCCAAGAUUUGGCUCUUAUACGGACAAUUUGAAAUCCGACAAAAAAACCUCCAGAAUGCUAGACGAGGCCUGGGCACAGCCAUCGGAAAGUGUCCCAAAAACAAACUGUUUAAAGGCUACAUCGAGCUGGAGCUACAGCUGAGGGAGUUUGACCGCUGCAGGAAGCUCUACGAGAAGUAUCUGGAGUUCAGUCCAGAAAACUGCACCACCUGGAUCAAGUUUGCCGAGCUGGAGGCCAUCCUGGGAGACACAGACCGGGCCAGAGCCAUAUUUGAACUGGCCAUUGGACAACCACGACUCGACAUGCCAGAGGUGCUGUGGAAGUCAUACAUCGACUUUGAGAUCGAGCAAGAAGAAUACGACAACACACGAGGACUUUAUAAGAGACUGUUACAGCGUACUCAACAUGUCAAAGUCUGGAUCAGCUAUGGCCAGUUUGAGCUGUCCAUCGACAGUGACGACCGCAUACAGCGAUGCAGACAGAUCUACGAGGAGGCCAAUAAGAGUAUGCAGAGCUGUGAGGAGAAGGAGGAACGUCUGAUGCUCCUGGAGUCCUGGAGAGACUUUGAGGACGAGUUCGGAUCAUUCGCCAACAAGGAGAGAGUCCAGAAACUCCUGCCGGAGAAGGUGAAGAAGAGGAGGAAGAUCACAGCAGAAGACGGGUCGGAUGCAGGUUGGGAAGAAUAUUAUGACUACAUCUUCCCCGAGGACGCUGCCAACCAGCCCAACCUCAAACUGCUGGCCAUGGCCAAGAUGUGGAAGAAACAGCAGCAUGAGGAUGAGGAAGAGGAAGAUCAGGAGGAAGAAGAAGAAGAAGAAGAAGAAGGACAGCAGGUUCCUCAAGGGAAGGAAGCACAGGAGAGCCCAGAACCAGAGGAGCAGGGACCUGCAGCCCAAAGAGAACGGCCUGAAAACAAGUACGACAACGACGAUCGCGACGAUGACGAAGAGAGCAGCAGUAGUAGUGACAGCGAGAGUGAUGGUGGUGACCAUCAAGAUGACAAGACGGAACAAACAAAAGCGGCCACAGAAAAUCACUGACCUGGUGUGGUGGAACUUAACACGUUAUUUGUCUCCGUUUCGUUCUUUCUGUCUGUCUCUUUUCUUUUGUAACAAUAUAAAGGUGUGACCCAAAUGUGCCAAUCACUUACUGUUAUUCAAUAUGGCAGCCCCCAAACCGAUCGUCGCUUACAUUGUAGUGGAAGAAUCAGAGGGAAUCAUAUUGCAAACGUUUGCACAGUUGUCAUGUUAUUAAUGAUGAUUGAGCAAACAGAGAGUUUUCUGAUUCUGAUGUCUUAUUUUGACAGCCUUUGCAAUAUUACAGGCAAAACUACCAGAGAACUAUCAGAGGCAAAAAUAUUACAGCAGAAACGGUCUAUGACCCUGACUUUUUUUGUACGCUAAUCAGUUAUCAACCUGCACAUGUGUUUUAUAUUUUAUUUUAAAAGACAAAUACAACAAGUGUUUGCUUU